This is a messenger RNA of Stegastes partitus (bicolor damselfish), 1921 nucleotides long. RefSeq names its product Golgi reassembly-stacking protein 2. Gene Ontology annotation, cellular component: Golgi apparatus. NCBI's taxonomy places the organism in Eukaryota, Metazoa, Chordata, Actinopteri, Pomacentridae. Gene Ontology annotation, biological process: Golgi organization. The coding region runs from base 90 to 1358 and encodes 422 amino acids. Gene Ontology annotation, molecular function: protein binding. The record is from RefSeq and is a predicted model, not a curated record. The transcript has 10 exons.
GAACCGCUGGAGCCGCGACAUGCUGUGGUGCAGAGCCGCCCGCUAAGCAGCGCAGUAUCCCGCCCCGACCCGCAGCUUCAGGGGGGACAAUGGGGGGUUCCCAGAGCGUCGAGAUCCCGGGUGGAGGGACUGAAGGGUACCACGUCCUCCGGGUGCAAGAGAAUUCCCCCGGUCACUGUGCAGGACUGGAGCCUUUCUUUGAUUUUAUCAUCUCAAUAUGCGACACCAGAAUGAACAAGGACAAUGACACCCUGAAGGAGCUGCUGAAGAUUAAUGUGGAGAAGCCCAUCAAGAUGCUGCUGUACAGCAGCAAGACGCUGGCUGUGAGGGAGACCACUGUCACACCCAGCAACAUGUGGGGGGGCCAGGGGCUGCUGGGGGUCAGCAUUCGCUUCUGCAGCUUUGAAGGAGUCAAUGAAAAUGUUUGGCACGUCUUGGAAGUGGAGCCAAACUCUCCUGCCGCCUUGGCUGGACUGAGGCCUCACACCGACUACAUCAUAGGAGCAGACACCGUCAUGAAUGAGAGUGAAGAUCUGUUCUCGCUCGUUGAAACCCACGAAGGGAAGGAGCUGAAGCUGUACGUUUACAACACGGACACGGACAACUGCCGUGAGGUGGUCAUCACUCCAAACUGUGACUGGGGUGGAGAGGGCAGUCUAGGAUGUGGGAUUGGCUAUGGCUACCUGCACAGGAUACCUACGCUGCCAUCUACAGAGGGUAAGAAGAUCCGUUUCCCUGCACAGACUCCUAAUGAACCAGCACCUCCACCUAAAGAUGGCUUCACAGAGCAGGUCCAUCUCUCUGCUGUCGUUCCAACUGUUCCAGUUGUUGUGUCCUAUUCUGCUUCGACUGGAUUAGAGCAGUCUCUGUCCAGCUUGUCAGUCAGCUCCAACCCAACCUCUGUCGUGAGCCAUCUGCAGACAGGAGCUCCUACUGUCCCGUUGCCCAGCCAGGUGACGUCCUCACCAAGUGUUCCACUGUCUGUCCAUCCUGCUCCAACAAUCCCAGGCUUAAUGCCCAUGCGUGGAGGUCUUCCGCCUUUUCCUAAUUUACCGAACCUAAACGUCAACUUGCCAGAGGUGGCUCAUGUAAUGCCACCUGGAGUUGGACUACAACAUGGAGGUUUUCCACCUCUUCCUCCUCUCAACUUGCCAGGUGUGGUCCCUGGUGUAACUCUGCCUCCAUCUGACUUUGUUUUUCCCCACAUCUCUGCGAAUACUGCACCUGCUGUACCACAGGAUACCACAUCUCCCUCUUCCACUAUCCAAAUGAACAGUUCACUGAUCAAAACCCCCAACCCAUCAUCGGCGACCACCUCUGGAUCGAUAAAUAUCACCAUGUCUGUGGACUCAUCUUAGCAAAGAACAGCAUUUAAGGAAGCUAGCUCUAAAGUCCUUACACAGUAUCAAGUCUAUUCGCUGCACCACUCAGCUGACAGAUUGAUCUUACACACACUGUUAAGAUUGUUGUAUGAGCUCAAGGGAGAUGCUGGAACUAAACUGCUGUUCCUUCUCAACUGCAGCAAAAACAGCAGGUUGUUCCAAGAAUGAUUUGUCAAAAGAAAACUGCAUCUAAAGAGCAGUUUGUUUGGUCAGCAAAAGAAAUAUUAAGAUAUAGUCAAAAAAAACUUUCAGCAGAAUUAAACGCUGUUGCAGUACAACUUUAAAAUAAUAGGUAUGAUAAUUUUGCUCAAAAACAAGUUGUAAAAUAUGAGAAAUGGGUUACUUUAAGUGUGCAUCUUUAGGGGUUAAACUAGGGGGGAGAAGGAGCUGUUACUUAUACUACUGGGGAUUUUCCUUUAGAGAAGAAGGUUUGCUUGCUGCAGCGCCGUAGCCAUUAUUAAACUGUUUUGAUUUUGUACAGAAAAUUAUUUGUAAAGUGAGAUAUCGUUGCCUUGAUUAAACUGAUGUAUUUUCUCUAA